AUGGCUGAGCUGGCGACGCUUCGCACGGCGAAGACGGCCCUGGACGAGGGCCUGAUCAGCAAGGAGGACUUCGAGGUGGUGAAGGCGGGCUUCGUCAAGGCCCAGCAGAUCAAGGCCGGCCUGGACGCGGGCUUCAUCAAGGAGGAGGACCUCACCCAGGUCAAGGACACGUUCUUCCACUCCCUGGACAUGCAGGUCCCGGGAUGCGGCCAGCCCGGCGCUGGGGCGGGCCCUACCGCGGCUGCCGCGCGCCAGGCCGCGCAGAAGCGCGGGAUCGGCAGCGCAGCGAUCGGCGGGGCGGCGUCCAGGCCCGCCGCCGGGGCCAACUCAUCAGCGGCCGCGGCGCCCGUGGCCAAGGCGCCAGCGGCCAGGGCGGCGCCCCCACCACCGCCCGCGGCGCCUGCCAAGCCCGCGCCGGCGCCCAAGGCGAAUUCACUGACCGAGUCCAAGGGGAGCGCGACGGCGGGGAAGGUAGGCUGCGCGGGGGAUGGCGGGAGAUUCGCGGCGCCGUUGGGUGCGCCCCCGGAAGCAGGAGGGACACUUGGGCGCGGUGCCACCUGUUCAGGGCAUUGGGGCGGAUGGUGGUUGGGUUGA
This is a messenger RNA of Ostreobium quekettii, 594 nucleotides long. The record is from the annotation of a GenBank genome assembly. Lineage: Eukaryota; Viridiplantae; Chlorophyta; Ulvophyceae; Bryopsidales; Ostreobiaceae.